CCGGGCUAUCUGGUUUCUCUAUAAAAUGUAAGCAAACUGCACGAAUCGCUUCAUAAUUCUUCAUCAUCUAACAGGAGGAAAAAAAAAGCAGGAAUGAUUUACCUCUUUUUAAUUUGUUUGGUGUGUGUUGUGUUCGAAGUUAAUGGUACCAUAAUGGAUCUCAAUGUUCCUGGACAUAAAAGAGAUUGCACAAUUAAAGGGAAAUCGUUUAAACCUGGAGAAGAAUAUAUGGAUGAACAAAACUGUGAAUUAUAUUCUUGCAAGGCAUUUGAUAAUGGACAAGCUUACGUCGAUGCAUCAAUAUGUAGCAUAACAAUAGAGAUUAACGAUGAUGAUGGUACUGUAUGCUACUAUAAAAAGACAACAGGAAAAUAUCCGGAUUGCUGUAAUGGAAAAUUAGAAUGUACUGGGGAAAAGUACGAAACAUUAGGUUUUAACUAAAUAUAUCUAAAAUACAUGUUAAUGACGAAACAGAAGCUACUAUAAUACUAUCUCAUAUAAACUUUAUUCUAAUGUCUUAAACAUAACAUUUAAACUAUGUACUGUUGAGUAAAUUUAUUUAUCAAAUGUUUAA
This is a messenger RNA of Centruroides sculpturatus (bark scorpion), 574 nucleotides long. RefSeq names its product venom peptide MmKTx1-like. The coding region runs from base 94 to 441 and encodes 115 amino acids. NCBI's taxonomy places the organism in Eukaryota, Metazoa, Arthropoda, Arachnida, Scorpiones, Buthidae. The record is from RefSeq and is a predicted model, not a curated record. The transcript is spliced from 4 exons.